AUAAACAAAUUAAACCAUACAAUAAGAAAAGAAAUAAAACGUACGGAUAGACAAAUGGAGACUUACGUUGAUGCGAUUGGUGUGGACACGGAAGCUACAACAACGACGGAGACGACGGCGAAGCAGAACAAAAAGAAGUUGAAGGUUAUGGUUGCGAUGGAUGAAAGCAAGAAUAGCUUCUAUGCGUUGGAAUGGGCAGUGGAACAUCUCAGAGAUGUUAUUAGCGCUGAACCGGAAACCGAUCAAGCAGGCGGUUUACUGACUUUGGUUCAUGUUCAUCCAACGUACCUUCAAUAUAUCUACCCUUCUGGCGGAACUGCUUCGGCAAUGUAUGCGAUAGAUUCAGUUCCUGAAUCAAUGAAGAAAGCACGAGAAGAGAGCACAACCAAGUUGUUCACACGAUCAUUGGAGAUAUGUCGUGGCAAAUUGAUGAAGACGGAAACGAUGAUAUUAGAAGGAGAUCCUAAGGAGAUGAUAUGCCAAGCGGUAGAACAAACUCACGUGGAUCUUCUUGUUGUUGGUAGCCGUGGACUUGGCAUGAUCAAGAGGGCCUUUCUAGGGAGUGUGAGUGAUUACUGUGCUCAACAUGCCAAAUGUCCUAUUCUCAUCGUGCGACCACCUAGAGAAACCUCGACCAGUAGUAGCACUAAGGAACACAAGAGCAAGUGAGGAAGAAAACCAUGUGACCAUAACUUUUGUGUGUUUGUUCUGGAAUUUGAUGACUACUUUCUUUUUCAUUCCGUUUGUAUAUGAAUAAAAAUUUUAAAAUGUGGUGUUAAUUAAACAAUUUGUUUUGCGUCAUGGACGAAACUAAAACCGAACCUUUCGUUUUUA
This is a messenger RNA of Brassica rapa (field mustard), 834 nucleotides long. RefSeq names its product universal stress protein in QAH/OAS sulfhydrylase 3'region. The record is from RefSeq and is a predicted model, not a curated record. Lineage: Eukaryota; Viridiplantae; Streptophyta; Magnoliopsida; Brassicales; Brassicaceae.